Messenger RNA from Anthonomus grandis grandis, 4248 nucleotides. It is a transcript of the gene FucT6, whose product is annotated as alpha-(1,6)-fucosyltransferase. Gene Ontology annotation, biological process: protein N-linked glycosylation. The coding region runs from base 269 to 2044 and encodes 591 amino acids. Lineage: Eukaryota; Metazoa; Arthropoda; Insecta; Coleoptera; Curculionidae. Gene Ontology annotation, molecular function: protein binding; glycoprotein 6-alpha-L-fucosyltransferase activity. The record is from RefSeq and is a predicted model, not a curated record. Gene Ontology annotation, cellular component: Golgi cisterna membrane. The transcript has 9 exons.
UAGAUUGAAUUGCCCUUCGUCCCUCACCCCUCCCAUCCAAAAGCCAACACAAGUACAUUUCCGACAUAAAUAAAUAAAAAUAAAAUUAAAAAAGCAACAGUAAUAAUACUUAUUCAAUAAUGUUCUAUUGUGCGUGUGUCCGGUUGUUAGUAUGAUCCGACGAAACGUUUCCUAAUGGGGAAUAAAUCUGGUAUUAUUAUAAAAUUGUAUAACUUUAUAUAUGGUUCUUAUAGUGAUUUACUAUGAGUGAAAGAAAAGGAAUUUAAAAAUGAGUGUUUUGAGGCAGAUAUCCACCAUUGGGUGGAACCGAAUAGUUGUGGUAUUUUUAACCCUUUGGUUAUUAAUAGUGUUAAUAUUAGCAGCUUAUCCAGGUAUUAAUUCACCUAAUUCACUGGAUACAAGAUCUUCGGAGAGACUGGUUAAGGCAUUGUCAGAUUUGGAGGCACUCAAGCAACAGAAUCAAGAGCUAAGAGAGAUAUUUAAAGAAAUAAGUGUUAAUACCUUUACUGAUGAUCAGAAAGACGCAAUUGAAAAAUUUCAAACAAGACUAACAAAAGCAGAAUAUUCAGCCCAAAAAAGUCUAGGUUCCACUGCUUCCAAAGGGGAACCCAAUGCAGAAUAUGAACUGCUUAGGAGAAGAAUCUCUAAAAACACAAAGGAAUUUUGGUAUUAUAUACAUUCCAGUUUAGAAGAUGUAAGGAAAAAGGCAAUUUCUUCACCAGAAAUUGCUGAUUCUCUUGCACAGAUAUUGGCUCUUGGGGCCGAACAUAAAAGGUCUUUGUUACACGAUAUUAACAACUUGGCAAAAGUAGAUGGCUAUGAAGAUUGGAGGCAAAAAGAGUCAAACGACCUAAGUAACCUUGUGCAAAAAAGAUUUAACUACCUGCAAAACCCUAAAGACUGUGAUAAAGCAAGGAAGUUAGUUUGUAAUUUAAAUAAGGGAUGCGGAUAUGGUUGUCAACUCCACCACGCAGUUUACUGCUUCAUGGUGGCGUACGGUACAAAAAGGACGAUGAUUUUAAAGUCGAAAGGGUGGCGGUACCAUAAGGCGGGCUGGGAACAAAUAUUUCAGCCUGUUAGUGAAACAUGCACUUCGACUAGUGGAGAGAGUGUGGCCAAUUGGCCGGGCCAUCCUGAAACCCAAGUGAUAAAUUUGCCUAUUAUCGAUAGUCUCUCUCCCAGACCUCCCUAUUUACCUUUGGCUAUACCAGAGGACCUCUCGCCAAGGCUCACGAGAUUACAUGGGGAUCCGAUAGUAUGGUGGGUUGGUCAAAUUCUAAAAUACCUUCUUCGGCCUCAAGAAAAAACUGCCAAUCUAAUUCAAGAGGCCAUGGACCGACUGGGCUAUAGAAAACCAAUUGUCGGGGUUCACAUUAGACGCACAGAUAAAGUAGGAACCGAGGCCGCGUUCCAUCGCUUAGAGGAGUAUAUGGUUGAAGUGGACGAAUUUUACAAACAAUUAGAGUUAAAACAGAAAGUGGACGUGCGACGAAUUUACUUGGCUUCCGACGACCCCAAGGUCUUAACCGAGGCCAAAACGAAAUACCCGGAGUAUGAAGUUAUCUGUGAUCCGCAAAUAUCUAAGACUGCCGCUGUUUCUACCAGAUAUUCGGAUACGUCUCUGUUCGGUAUUAUAUAUGAUAUUCAUAUGCUCGCGCUUAGUGAUUAUUUGGUGUGCACGUUCUCUUCUCAGGUCUGUAGAAUAGCCUACGAAAUAAUGCAAAACUACUACCCCGACGCGUCUGACAGAUUUAAAUCGCUAGACGAUAUUUAUUAUUAUGGUGGCCAAAACCCUCACAAUAUGAUCGCCGUUCUUGCUCAUAACUCUCAAAAACCCGGAGAGUUGGAAAUACUUCCUGGAGAUUCAAUAGGUGUGGCAGGAAACCAUUGGAACGGUUUUAGUAAAGGAAGAAACCUGAGGACUUAUCAGGUAGGCCUGUAUCCCACGUUCAAAGUAAAAGACAAAAUCGAAACUGCAAAGUUCCCCACUUAUUCCGAAAUGUACAAAAGUCAUCGGAAAACGGACGAUAGUGAAAAGGAAUAAAAGCGCGAGUCGGUUUAGAUUAAAUGCGCACUUUGUAAAUAUAUCGCACAGAAUAAUUAAAUUGGUGUGAAUCUCGGCGAGUUUUGUUUGUCUUGUCUUUUUUUUUAGAUAAAUUUUAUUUAUGGAGUUUUCUUGAUUGGGCAUACAUUUUUAAACUUAUAAAAAUGUUUUAUUUAUUUAUUGUAUAAUAAACUAUGACUAAUAUACAGUAGGUCAAAAAAACAUUUACAUAGGAUAUAUUAUAAAAAAUUUAAAGGAAAAAGUUUAAAUAUAAAGUAUUCACCCUUUUAAUUUAUUGAAUUCUUUUUCUUUUUAUAUUAAAAAUAACUACGAAGUUGCAUUUUGAAGGUUAUCCGGGAAAGACUCGUUGUUACUUCCAUAGAAUGUUUUAAUAUCCGAAUGUUAUAUUUUCUUUAUUCUCCCCUCUUUUCACAUGAUAAUAAAGAUAUAUGAAAUAAAAUCAAUAAGUGUGAUAGAUGACAAACCAAAAAUUGAUGUUUCUCACAAUAUACACUCGCCAAAUUUCAUCUUGGGUGCCGAAAUACCCAGCAAAAAUCAUAGACAGCUUGUUGCCGCUCUUGAUUAAGAAAUUGUUUUAAGAUCGUUUUUUCCUCUAGAUUUUUUAUUUCAGAUUCAGGUUUUUUCAUAUUCCUACUCUCAGAUGAUGGAAAUGAACUUAAUAUAUUUUUGAAUCAAUUCGUAGUCCGUUUACUUCAUGAUUGUUUUUCUGUAGUUGUUGCAAAAAAAAAAAUUCAAUGGUGUAUUGAAACUUUACGAGUAUCUGACUAUGAUUCUGCACCUUUUGCGAUAUUUCCCUCAUUCUACUGUACCUAAUAUCCAUCCUGUUUUUUUUUUUUAAAGUAGGGAGUUUUGGAAUUAAACUAAAUUAAAAAAAAAACUUUCCAAACCCUACUAAAUUUAUUUAUAAUUUUUUUCCUCCUUUAUAUUAUGAUUUCAAUAGUCUAUUCAAGAUAUAAGUUUAUUGCCUAUACCAUCACCAUGAGAAGAAAUUUUCUGAUAUCUAAUGCGACAAUUUCUACAUUGUAUUUUAAAAAAUUUUUUUGUACGAAUACUUUUUUUGACCUACUGUAUUUGUAGAACUAAGACUACAUCUGCUAGGCAUUUUAGUAAAAUGAAUUAUAUUUUUUGAUAUUUUUAUUAAUCAUAAAUUUCAAUUUGUGCGAUUUAUGGGUAGGUUAGAGAUCGUUUAGGGGAUUGUAUAACUCAUAUAAUGUGUGUUGUAAUGUUACAAUAUGUGAUAGCUAUUAUUAGAGGAGCAUUAGCAGCAUAAGGUAUGAAAUUUCAAAAUAAUGCGAGGCAGGUUCUUUCAUUUUAUUAUCCGGAUUUCUUUAAUUAGGGUAAGCCAACGAAAAUUGAUUUUAUUGUAUCCUUUGAUUCACACUAAUUAGUGAUUCUCAAUAAACAAUAUUAGCAUAAUAUACAAUUUUAUAGUAAACCUAAAUUGGUGACAAUUUAUUUUUUAUGAUAUUUACAACCAUAAGAAUAUCUUUUCUUUUGGCUACCCUCUGCUCGAGUUUUAUACGGCCAUAAAUUUGAGUUCCAAAGACAAUUAAAUUAUACAACUAUAUACAAAGUUAAAAUUAUUUGAUCUUUAAUUGGCUUUCAUCCGUUUUAAUGUAUGUAUUUGUAUAGCAAAUAAGCUUUUCUCCGAUAUCUUCCUGGACCAAAACAUGGUGUGUUUAGUACUAGCUUUGUUAAUACUACUAAAUUAUAAACGUUUUUGAAUCUUUAUGUAUUUAUAUUACGUUAGAAUCUCUUAUACUUUAAUAUUUAGGUACAGUUAUAUUUGUUGUUACAGGCUCAAACGCAGCAUGACUUGUUAUUUGUUUAAGAAAGUACAUUGAUUAUGAUUUUUAUAUUUUUUCUUUAUAUGUUACAAUGUAUAGAUGCAUUCAAACUAAUAAAGAAAUACCAGAAUGGUUCUGUUUAAAUUGAUGUCAUGCGGCGAAGAUAGAUCGGUCUACAAGCAAUUAUAUUUUGAACUCAUUUGUAUAACACAUGCAUACCGUAAUACUGUGCAAUAGUAACGUUAUUUAUAUCCAUAAAAGCUCUAAGCUAUUUGUAAUGUUUGUAAAAGUUUCAGGUAAAGCAUAUUGUCAAGAAUAAGAUUUUUUUUGUUUUCAAAUACGUGUUAAAUGUCAUUUUACUUUAAAACUGUUAAAUAUAUUUAUAUUAUAUAUUAA